GGCUAAAAAUUCUUUUUUCGUUCGCCCACCACCAAAUUCCGAGAGCGUGCGGUCCACAGCCUGAUUGCGCGUGUUCUGCUUUCAUCCCUACCCGGAAGUCCUGAGGGGCAUAGCCAUCUCGCCUCCUGGCACCGACGAGGAAGCCGCUUUGUGGUCAGAAACACCAAAAAGAAGGCGAAAGAGAAGGCAACUCCUUCAGAGAUCGCUGAACCGCCAUGAACGAUCAUCCUCGGCUGCAGAAUCUGCGUACAACUGCCCAACUUCUCCGACAAUCAGCCUCUUCUUUUACCUCCAAUCUCCUUACCUUCCUCUUCCUUUCUCUCCUUAUCUUGUCCUUCCGCACCUUCGUUGAGAACGGUACUACUUAUGUUACCUCUUUCAUUGAUCGUGACCCCUCCCUCAAAGCCCUUCUUUCACGCCUUGACCUCGCCGGAAACAGUAACCAGCAACGCCACCGAUCGCCCGAUGAUCCUUCGUCUAAGGGUUUGCGCCGCCAACGCCGCCGCCCCUUCCUACACCUCACCCGAGUUGGAACCCUAGACGAUGACUUUUUCUCCGGCGAUGACGACGAUGGUCGUAGUUUGUUCGGGCCCAACAGGAGCGCCCCUGAAAAUGGUACUUUUGUGGUGUUGGGCGCGUUUGGCUUGAAGUCAGUGUUCUCGGAUCAUGUAACUGAUAAUGGAAUUAGGGUGUCGGAAGUGGUUCGCUCUGGAGUUACAUUCAAGGCGGAAGGGUUAUCAUUUACUGAUGAUAAAGACAGCGAGGACGAGAACGAUAGCGGAAAUGAAAAGGUUGAUUUGGGAAAUGGUCAAGAUGUGGAUAAAGCCAUUGAUUUGCGUUUCUUUAUGAAGGGAUUGGAGCUCGGCCGCCGUGAUGCUGCGACUCUGUUUUUCCUCAUCAGUUUCUUAUCUGCGGCCUACGGAUGGGUGAUUUUAGUUUUUCUUGUUACUUAUUCAUGGGUCUUAGGCAUCGUCUUCAUUACUGUGGUCAAGGAUCUGUUAGGGAGGUAUAGUUCCAUCGCUGCGGUAAUUUGGGAUGGUUCCAGAUUGGGUCUUAAGAGGCUUUCAGGGUUUAUUCUGAUGAGGUGGGCGGUGAGGGACGCGUUGACUCAGCUUCUGGGGCUGUGGUAUUUCGGUGAUAUCGAAGAUCAGUAUUCUUUCUUCAAGCUUUUCGUUAGAUUGAAAUUAAUGCCAUUCUCAGUCAUGUCCCCAUGGGUUCGAGGGUUUGAGAAGCAGAUUUCUGGAUUCUUGCUUGCUUGGUUUUUUGUUGAUACGUUUGUCGCUUUUAUAUUUUCUGUUGAUGCCUGGGUUGCCAUAGUGGACUCUAGGAGGAGUGGGAGAGAAAUCGUGAAGGAAGGUUGUUAUUUGAUAUCUACAAUGUUGAACCAAGGCAUAAAAAUAAAAUGCUUGGAAGCAAUAUGUUGUGGAUCGUUUGUGAGAUGGGUUUUAGCUCGAAUUUGUGGGAGGUCUUUUGCUAAGAUGUUCCAGUCAACAAUGGAAGUUUACUUCAUGGUUGCCUGGCUGCUGUUUUACUUUGCGGCCAGGUGUAGGGAUGCCGAUUUACAGGGUAGGAGGUUUGGGCAGAGAGAACUUGAGGGCUUGAUUGAAGGUCGUAGAUGAUACUUGGAACUCAUCAAUUGUAAUGCUUAUUUUGCAGCAAUGUUCCACAGCUUUAUGUGUCCCACUUUUGUAGUCCCUGUUGACCAUCACUUCCAUUUUGUAGUUUUAUGACCAAUUAUGUGUUGUAUGUAUUUCACAGGAGGCAAAUAUACUACUUGUGUAUAUUCUGAAUGAGGAUAGUUCAUUUGUAAAUUGUUCAUGCGGUCACUUAUUAGCAGAACAAAAAGUUGGUGAUGAUAGUAGUUAGCCACACUAUAUGAUGAGAAGUAGAGGAUGGUAUUCAUUUUUCUCAAUGAAGGAGGGUGGCGUAUUGUCAUGACCACAUUAA
Messenger RNA from Prosopis cineraria, 1947 nucleotides. RefSeq lists its product as uncharacterized. Lineage: Eukaryota; Viridiplantae; Streptophyta; Magnoliopsida; Fabales; Fabaceae. Bases 216 to 1619 code for a protein of 467 amino acids. The record is from RefSeq and is a predicted model, not a curated record. The transcript has a single exon.